Molecule: messenger RNA, 1497 nt
Organism: Ostreococcus lucimarinus CCE9901
Lineage: Eukaryota; Viridiplantae; Chlorophyta; Mamiellophyceae; Mamiellales; Bathycoccaceae
Exons: 1
Coding region: 1-1497 (498 amino acids)
Source: RefSeq, a predicted model, not a curated record
AUGGCGAUCGAAGGGACGGCGAACGCGCCGAGCGGAGCGGCGGUGCGGGGACACGCGAGGUGGGACGCGAGGCGGUUGUUUCAUGAAGUCGCGGUGAGCGUGCGAGACGUGAACGGGGGAUUGAGCGCGUCGCGGUGCGAGUUGUUUCACGCGUGGACGGUGCCGGUGUUCAACACGACGACGAAUGUGACGACGAUUGAGUGGAAGAGCGCGCCGGCGACGACGAGACGCGAGCGAGACGAAGAGAGCGACGCGAGAGCGACGAAGAGAGCGACGACGGUGGUCAUCGUCGGACCGUAUGAAAAAGGGUAUCUGAUCACGCCAAAGUGUCGGGGCGUGGGGAAAGGAGGGACGAUCAAGUACGCGGUGUCGGCGACGAGUUCAUUUCAGCCGAAACUCGCGGCGCGUCUCGUGGCGGGCGUCGCAUUGUUGCUCGUUGCCCCGGUCGUGGCGAGUUCAGUGACGUGCUUUUACACAGUUGCCAUGACACUGUCGACGUUGGCUUUAGUGCUGAUCGUAAUACAUAGAUUUUCGCGAGCGAUACCCGGGGGUCGGAUGGUGAAGCGCACCACCGCGUUUGCGGCGUUUGCGACGUAUCACUUUGUGCCUGACGAACAAUGGCAAAACAUCAUGGAUAUGUACUGGAAAAUGUCAACAAAACCGAUCAUGUUGGUGCUAAAUUUGAUCAAAAGACGUUACGCCAACGCUAGCUUAGAAAGUAUCAUCGUUGAAGAUCCCUGGGCGCUGUACAGCGCACUGACCGGUUUCGGAUUGCUCGUCCUCGGCGCCGGCGUCGGUCGUUGGCUCGUGCAAUCCUUCGUCUUGGACGCCGUCACCGGCGGUGUCGCGGGAUCAGUGCGCUCAACUGUGACGAUGGUCAUUCGCAUCGUCGGUUGUGGUUUGAUUCAGUUUAGCUCGCGUGAUGUACCGUGCGCGACAGCCAUGGUCGCGUGCGCCGCGACGUAUGGCUUGUACGCGCCCGUCGUGCGCGCUUCCGAUCGCAUCGUCGAUGCUGCCGGUCGUUUAGUGCGCCGCGGAGGCGCAAGUGCUUUGCACGAAGAUCAUGAGCAUCAACUGAGCGAUUCAGACUCGGAAGAGCGCGAAGACCAGCUUUUCUCGCUCGGUCUUCGCCGCCGCUCUCGGCGCCCGCUUCCUCCGACGCUCGAUCCCGAUCCUCGAACGCCGCCGAGACGCUUGGACGCGCGCACUUUGCGUUCGCCGACCGUCCAACGUCGUUCGUUCUUCCCCGGGAUGUUUUCAUGGAGCAACAAGAGCGCGUCCUCGAACGAAUUUGUCACCGAAACCGGCGAGGACGAUCGGCGUCCUCCCGUCGGCUCCGCCGCCGCCGCCUUCGGCCGCUUCCUCUCCGCCGACGAGCACGAGCACGCCGGACGCAUUAAAACCGACGACGCGUUAGAACAAUUAGCCCGCUCGCCCGAGUUUGCGACCUGGCUCGCGAAGAACGCCCACAGAGUGCGCGUGACUCGCGAGCUCUAG